AUGGCAGAAGCAACAGAAAGGCUUGCGGUUGUGACAGGAGCAAACAAGGGAAUUGGAUUUGCCAUAUGCAAUCAAUUGGCUUCAAAUGGUAUCAAUGUGGUGUUGGCAGCAAGAGAUGAAAAGAGAGGUGUUGAAGCUGUUGAGAGACUGAAAGAGCUUGCACUUUCUGGUGAUGUGGUUUUCCAUCAACUUGAUGUUACAGAUUCUGCAAGUAUUGAAUCCUUUGUUGAUUUCAUUAAGAGUCAGUUUGGUAAAGUGGAUAUCUUGGUAAACAAUGCUGGAAUAGGAGCACAUGUGAAUGGUGAGGCUUUGGCUGCUCUUGGUGUUGUGGUAGAUCCUAAUCAAAUAGAUUGGACUAAAAUAUUUUAUGAAAACAAUGAAAUAGUUGAAAAAAUCCUUAGAACAAAUUAUUUUGGAACCAAAGAACUCACCACAGUUCUUAUUCCCCUUCUUCAAUCUUCUAGCUCACCAAAAAUUAUCAAUGUUUCUUCAUCUAUAGGAAGGUUAGAGAUGUUGGCGAAUGGACGACCUAAAGAAAUACUAAGCGACGUCAAAAAUCUCACCGAAGAAAAGAUUGAUGAACUUACGAAUGAAUUUCUAAAGGAUUAUAAGGAUGGUUCACAUGAAACCAAAGGUUGGCCUUUGGCAAAUUCUGCAUACAUUGUUUCUAAAGCUGCUCUUAAUGCCUAUACAAGAGUUCUGGCUAAGAAAUGUCCUUCUUUUGGCAUAAAUGCUAUUUCUCCUGGUUAUAUCAAAACAGAUAUGAAUGAUGGGAAUGGCGCUUUGACAUCAGACGAAGGUGCUGAACCUAUUGUGAAAUUGGCAUUGUUAAAAGAUGGUAGUCCUUCUGGCCGAUUUUUCUCUCGUGGUGAAGAGAAACCGUUUUGA
Lathyrus sativus (Indian pea) is the source of this 888-nucleotide messenger RNA. Lineage: Eukaryota; Viridiplantae; Streptophyta; Magnoliopsida; Fabales; Fabaceae. The record is from the annotation of a GenBank genome assembly.